ACGGAGUUCUCCCUGUACAUCAUUAGCCACGUGGGCUUGAUCAUCUCCCUGGUGUGUCUCGUCUUGGCCAUCGCCACCUUCCUCCUGUGUCAUGCCAUUCGCAACCAGAACACCUACCUCCACCUGCACCUCUGCGUGUGCCUCUUCUUGGCCAAGGCGCUCUUCCUCGCCGGUGUAGACAAGACUGACAACCAGACGGAGUUCUCCCUGUACAUCAUUAGCCACGUGGGCUUGAUCAUCUCCCUGGUGUGUCUCGUCUUGGCCAUCGCCACCUUCCUCCUGUGUCGUGCCAUUCGCAACCAGAACACCUACCUCCACCUGCACCUCUGCGUGUGCCUCUUCUUGGCCAAGGCGCUCUUCCUCGCCGGUGUAGACAAGACUGACAACCAGACGGGCUGUGCCAUCAUUGCAGGCUUCCUGCACUACCUUUUCCUGGCCUGCUUCUUCUGGACGCUGGUGGAGGCUGUGACGCUAUUCCUAAUGGUCAGGAACCUGAAGGUGAUGAAUUACUUCAGCUCUCGCAACAUCAAGAUGUGGUACUUCUGUGCCUUUGGCUACGGGCUCCCAGGGCUGGUGGUGGCCAUCUCUGCCGGCGUGCAACCACAGGGCUAUGGGAUGCAUAAUCGGUAAGCGCGACCCCUGUCUCCCUGAACACCGUGCUGUCAUGGUCCAUGAUGAUAAUUAUGUGAACA
This is a messenger RNA of Hyaena hyaena (striped hyena), 692 nucleotides long. RefSeq names its product adhesion G protein-coupled receptor E1-like. Gene Ontology annotation, cellular component: membrane. The record is from RefSeq and is a predicted model, not a curated record. Gene Ontology annotation, molecular function: G protein-coupled receptor activity. NCBI's taxonomy places the organism in Eukaryota, Metazoa, Chordata, Mammalia, Carnivora, Hyaenidae. The transcript has 3 exons. Gene Ontology annotation, biological process: adenylate cyclase-activating G protein-coupled receptor signaling pathway; cell surface receptor signaling pathway. The annotation marks the transcript as partial.